This is a messenger RNA of Anopheles moucheti, 1863 nucleotides long. RefSeq lists its product as uncharacterized. Gene Ontology annotation, cellular component: nucleus. The transcript has 3 exons. Lineage: Eukaryota; Metazoa; Arthropoda; Insecta; Diptera; Culicidae. The coding region runs from base 1 to 1863 and encodes 620 amino acids. The record is from RefSeq and is a predicted model, not a curated record.
AUGGAACUGCAGAUCCCUUACGGCACCCGGAAGUACCCGAAUUCUUGCGGACGAGAUCGGCUGAGGCAAGCUGAUGUGGCGAGAGAUUUCGCGAUCGCGCUCUGGGAAGCGCUGCCGGAGGACACCACUACCGAGGCGAAAUCCCUCAACGACCACUGGCGUAUUGUGGAGCAAGCCAUCAGCAGCACGGCCGAGCGAACAAUUGGCCGCGUAACACGUAACCAGAGGAAGGAAUGGUUUGAUGAUGAGUGCAGGCGAGCACUAUCCGAGAAGAACGCGGCGCGUACCCGAAUGCUCCAGCGCGAGACCCGGCAGAACGUGGAAAACUACAAACGACUGAGAAGACAGCAGACCCGACUCUUUCAGCAGAAGAAACGCCGCAACGUGGAGGGAGAUAUCCUGUCGGACGAGCGAGCGGUGAUCGACAGGUGGAAGUGCUACUUCGACGGACACCUGAACAGAACAGAUAAAGCAAACACAGGACGAGGCACAGGUAGCAGAAUUGAUCAGCAGAAUGGCAGCCAACAUGAUGAAGACGAAGUGCCCCCGCCAUCCUUGGACGAAGUCAGCAGCGCCGUGAAGCAGUUGAAAUGUAAUAAGUCAGCUGGCAGCGAUGGACUGGUGGCAGAACUGUUCAAGAUGGGGCCGGAGAGGCUUGCCGUUAUCAUGCAUAGGUUGAUUCUAAGGAUUUGGGACCAGGAAGAACUACCGGACGAGUGGAAACUGGGUGUCAUACACCCAGUCUACAAAAAGGGCGAUAGGUUAGACUGUGCUAACUUCCGAGCCCUCACAGUCCUCAAUCCCGCCUAUAAGAUCCUGUCCCCCAUACUCUUCUGCAGACUUGCGUCCCUUGCUACAGAUUUCGUCGGAAACUACCAGGCUGGGUUUGUUGGAGGCAAAUCGACCACCGACCAAAUCUUUACUCUUCGGCAGAUCCUCCAGAAGUGCCGAGAGCACCAGAUCCCUACCCACCACCUGUUCAUAGACUUCAAGGCGGCCUACGACACCAUAGAUCGGACAGAGCUAUGGAACACCAUGCAGCAGUACGGAAUCCCUGAGAAGCUGGUACGUCUGUUGAGGGCCACUAUGGAUGGGGUGCAGUGCAAGAUGAGGGUGUUGAACAUGGUGUCGGAAUCGUUCCAAUCUCCCCGGGGUCCGAGGCAAGAAGACGGACUCUCCUGUUUGCUGUUCAACAUCGCUCUGGAAGGUGUCAUGCGAAGCGCGGGCUUCGACAUCAGGGGCACGAUUUUUACCCGAUCUCUCCAAUUCCUAGGCUUCGCGGAUGAUAUCGACAUCAUCGGACGGACAUCUGCGGCGGUGUGCGAGGCGUACACCCGACUCAAACGCGAGGCCGCUAGGAUUGGAUUGAGGAUCAAUGCGACGAAGACAAAGUACCUGCUUGCCGGGGGCUCUGAUCGUGAUAGCACCCGACUCGGAAGCAGAGUAUCAGUUGACGGCGACGAUCUCGAGGUGGUAGAGGAGUUCUGCUACCUUGGCACGAUCGUAACUUCGGACAACAACCGACGUCAUUUGCUGAAGAAAAGCCGACGACAGCUCGAGGAACAACGCAACAAUAAGGCGGCAGCGGAUGAUUUUGAAGUGGAUGUGGAAGAUCCACGAUUUAAGGCGAUCUACUCGAAGCCGGACUAUAACAUCGAUCCAACCAAUCCGCCCUUUAAGAAGACGAAAGCGAUGGAGCGUCUGAUUGAAACGAAGCUACGAAAGCGUCAGUUGGAGGAGAAUGAUGUGCGAGAAAAUAAUGGUAGGCAGGUGCAGCAGGAGCAACCGAAAGUGGCACGCAAAGACGUUGCCACAACAAUGCUCGUUAAGAGCAUCAAGCGAAAGAUAAGAAAUGCAUCGUAA